This is a messenger RNA of Strongylocentrotus purpuratus (purple sea urchin), 2750 nucleotides long. It is a transcript of the gene wdr92, whose product is annotated as WD repeat-containing protein 92. The record is from RefSeq and is a predicted model, not a curated record. Bases 153 to 1217 code for a protein of 354 amino acids. Gene Ontology annotation, molecular function: ubiquitin binding. NCBI's taxonomy places the organism in Eukaryota, Metazoa, Echinodermata, Echinoidea, Camarodonta, Strongylocentrotidae. The transcript is spliced from 8 exons.
ACCUUAUUCUGGCCGCAGAAUGCAGAUUCAAACAAGAAUUUUUUUUGACUUCACGCUUGGGAACGUGACGCCGUUUGCAAUUUCCCUUGGUUGACGUACAAUUUCGAGCAAAUUACGAUCCUGAAGCAAUCUUGUCACGUCAGUCAUUCAUCAUGGACAAACCACAAAUCAUAAUUCAUGCUACAAAAUCCUUGAACAUUACGCUGUACGACGUGAAAUGGAUCCCCAGAAGUGCCCGGUUCGUUGUGAUCGGUUGCCACCCGAGACAGACGGGGGCUUUGCAGGUCUUCGAGAUGGAUCAAGGAGAACCUAAAUUAAUACACGAGGUGGAAAAGAAAGAAGCAUUGAAAUGUGGGACAUUUGGAGCUUCUAGUUUGAAGCAGAGGGAUUUAGCCACAGGAGACUUUAAUGGCAAUAUGAGAAUUUGGAACCUGGAAAAGAUGGAGACACCUGUGUAUUCUGUAUCAGCACACAAGGAGAUCAUCAACUGUAUUGAUGGAGUCGGAGGUGCUGGUGUUGGUGAAGGUGCACCAGAGUUGGCAACUGGGAGCCGAGAUGGAGCUGUAAAAAUUUGGGAUCCAAGACAGAAGGACAAACCAGUAGCUUGCAUGGAACCUGCAGAUGGUGAAAGCAAGAGAGAUUGCUGGACUGUGGCAUUUGGUCAUGCACAUAAUAAUGAAGAUCGCUGUGUGGCAGCUGGAUAUGACAAUGGAGAUAUCAAACUGUUUGAUCUCAGGAAUAUGUCAUUACGAUGGGAAACAAACAUAAAAAAUGGGGUGUGUGGUCUGGAGUUUGAUCGUAAGGACAUCAACAUGAAUAAACUAGUUGCUAGCACCCUUGAGGCUAAAUACCAUCUCUUUGAUAUGAGGACACAACAUCCAAAGUCCGGCUACGAGUCUCUCAGUGAGAAGGCACAUAAAUCAACGGUAUGGUGUGCAAGACAUUUGCCUCAAAACAGAGAUGUUUUUAUGACUUGUGGAGGCUCUGGGACUCUCAACUUGUGGAAAUAUGAGUACCCUACAUCGAGAGUAGAAGAAGACUCUAAUGGUGUACAGAAAGGUGUGAUGGGUUCAGUGUCUAUGCUCCAGAGUGUAGGGAUAUCCACACAGCCUAUAGCAGGCUUUGACUGGAGUCCAGACAAGGCUGGUCUCUGUGUAUGCUCAUCAUUUGAUCAAUGUAUCAGGGUACUUAUCGUCACCAAGCUCGGGACAUUAUGAUAAACAUGACGCCACACGGAAUACUACUAUCGGGACAUUUUGCGCUGGAAAAACUCACAGGUUGUAAAGUCUUUGGUGAACUGACAUUCAUUACCUGACCCUGAAAAACAGCGCAUUUCUUUCAUGGCGUAGAUGAAGACCAGGGACCCGUUUCACAAAGCCUUUUUUCAAUGACAAAUUACAAAAAUCAGUGACAUAUCUACUGAAAACCAAUCAGAAGCAAGGAUCAUGGUAGCUUUUAACAAAAACUAUCAUUCAUCACUGAUGACAAGUUUUGUGAAAUGGGGCCCAGAUAUGGCACAAGGCAGUGCACCACUGAUCUUAUCCUCAAAACUAAAUAAAAAUAUGCUGUGAGGAAGAAUUAUUAAAAAAUUAAAAAAUGAGAAGUGAUAUUUGGUAGAAUAUAAUCUAAAAAUAUUUUUUUGUUGUGGUUCUUUAUAAAAAUAAUUGACUGUAAAGUUAAUUCAUUUAGGAAAACAAUGCUUAUUGGUUACUGACUGGCUCUUUAGGGGGAAAUGAGUCUACAUUGCCCUUGUAUGAUUAAUUAUGUUGUAAAUGAGAGCAAUAGUCUUAAUGUCUAUAACAUAGCCUGAAAGAAAGGACCAAUCAAUAUCAGUAUCAUGUGAACGGUACAUAUGGAAGGGGCGGGGGGGAUUAUUUUACCCAUUUAUGUUUGAAUUUACCUAUUAUGAGUUUAUUACAGACUCAUAUAAAGUAUAAACAUAAUGAAUGAUAAUAAAUAAGACUUAUGUCCCCUUCUUCCUCAUAAUUUCUGCUUUCACACCAAGUAUAUAAAGAAUAUAUCAAUGUAAGAAGUAUACUAUACAUGUAUUAAUUUACAGACAAAUAUUUAUUGACAUGUUUAUCAGUGUUAAAAAAUGAUUUAACAAUCAUAUAGACUUGCAUGUGUUAUGGUAGUACGAGUAUGAUGUAUUGAUUUGAGACAUGUCAGCAGUCAAUACAUUUUGUUUUCUGGAGUGUAAAUUAAAGAAUACCAAAGUUCAUCACCAACCCUAUUCGCACCAGAUAUUCUUUCCAUUACAUUCAUCAUAUUUGAAAUUUAAAUUCUAUAUGUUAUUCAAUUCACAUAAUCCAUCUGAUGUUACCCUAAUCCAGUAGGGUUAGAGUGCAUCACCCACAUCCAACGUAAGUGGUGUUUUUACGAUAAUUUAUUAAUGUAGUCUUCAUCGUGUCACAUUGACCAUUCAAUCUGAAUCAUUUGGUACUUUUCUUGCUCCAUAUUGAUUCUUAUCGAUGAUACUGUAGGCAGCCAGUACAGUGUGUGGUCAUUUAUUAUACUGGCAAAUACAUGUAGUAACAACUAAGGUAUCCUGUGGACAUGUGUUAUGACAGGUUAUACUUUUUUUUUUUUUUAUUAAUCAGGAGUGUUUCUCUUGUUCAUCUUCCACUUUAGGAUUAUAUUUGUGUGUGCAUAAUGACAAAUGUCUGAGAUUUCUAAACUAUUGUUUAAAUGUACAUAGAGCAUGUAAAUAAAAAUCAGUUUACCUUCUUCUGAUAUUGGUGCAGCAGUUA